AUGGAUGAAACAACCAAGAAAGAGGCACCUAAAUCUCCAGUGGAUAUUGUAGUUACAGAUACUGAUGCAGAAAACGUCAAUGCUGAUGUUCCCACAAAACAAGCUAUUGAAGAUGACACAGUGAGUGCAAACGCAGAAGCCCAUACAGUAGAAAGUAAUCCUGAAGAAGCUUCGCGAGCUGUUCAAGACACAGCUUCUGCUAAAGAUGAAGAAAAUUCCAAAGGACGACGUUUGGAAAGAAAAGAGUCAGUUGCUGUGCAAAAGAUGGAUAAUGUUCAUAAUUGGUUAACCGAAAUGGACGACAAAGAAAUAAAACUUGAAGACAUAUUUAUAUCUAAAAUACAAUACAUAGCACUUUGUAAUAGUUUUCAGAAGUAUCUCAAUGAGUUAAAAGCAGACGAGUCCAUGGCACGGACAAGCUUCGAAUUUUCGAAGUUGUUCGAUAAAUUUCGUGCUUGUUUCGCGUGGUCACAGAAGAACAUCAACAAAGUCACCGAGUUGAAAGUGGCGAAAAGUGUUGCAGAAGAAGAGAAGAGAAAAAUGGCAAACGCGCUGAAGGAUGAGAAGAAAAAAGCGACACAUUUUGGAGAUUUGAUAAAUGUUUUGAAGGAUAAGAUGGUGGCUGUGACGGAAGAGAGACAGUCGUUGAGGAGUUUGGUCAAUGAAUUAAAGGACCGCAUGGAAAAAAUAUCAGAAGAGCAAAUAAAUGUGCAAUCAUCUCCUCAGACGAAAGGAACAUCAUCUCUGAAAAACACAGACGACGAAAAAGAUGAAAAGAUAAUUACAUUGGAAGAAGCUUUAGAAGAUAUGAGAAAGGAAAUUACCUUCCUCCAAGACAGGGAAUCGUCUAUCCAGGCUAAGCUCAACAAAGAGCAGAAGGUAAAUGCUUCGCUUCAAGGUCAACUUAAAUCGACUAAAAAGGAGCUGCUUAAGCAAACAACUGCAGUGGAGAAAGGAGAGAAUAGGAUAGCCGAGAAGGACACUGAAUUAGAGAAAGGAAAAAUGACUAUUAAAAAGAUUUCAGCCGAAUUGGAGCAGUACAAAUCAGAAAUGAUGUUAUCCAAACGAAAAGCGAAAGGUUUGCUAAACGAUUAUCGGAAGUGCAGAAAGGACUUCGAUGAGGCAUCCACAGUGAUGGAAAAAUUGAAACGGGAUCUUGGAAUAAGAGAAGAUCGCAUUGGGGCACUUACGACAGAAAAGAAAUCCCUAAGCACCGACCUGUCUACAAAACAAAAAGAAUUAUUCAACCUUAAGGCGGAUAUCAUUGGCAUUACGAAGGAGCGGAACGAACUUGCGAGAAGAGCAGCAAUGUUCGAAGAAAGGAACAAUGAUGCCGAACGCACGAUCGAAAGUCUGAAGGCAAUGAAUAAGUCCCAAAACCAAGAAAUGGAUGCUGUGCGGAAAGAUUUGGCCGAAGUGGACACUAAUAUCAAAGAACUCAACAAAGAGAAAAAUGUCCUCAUCGACGAAAUUCAGAAAAGUGAACAAGUAUUAUCAGAGCUACGGCUCGAGCUAAAAGAAAGUGAAGAUCAAAGGAUAUCGUUGAUAAAAGAGCUUGAAGUCUCAAAGUCUCAGGCAGAAGAUCUACGAGACACUAUGAAACGAAUAGAAAGAACAAAAGACAACUUAAGUCGAGAAAUACAACAGCUCAACGAGACAAUCACAGCUAACCAAGACGAAAUUAAGCGUUUGGAACUAAGCAUAACAAACUACAAGAAAACGGAUCUCCAACUUCAGCAACAAUUGAGUGAGGAGAUAACGAAGCACAAGGUUUUGUCAGAAGAAGUCAGAUUCUUUAAGAAGGCUUUGAACGAAUCGAAGCACCAAGUAGAACACCUGACGGAUAACCAGGCUGUUUUAGCCAAUCACAUACAACAGCUGAAGAACUAUAAUGAGGUACUAGACGAAAAUGGCAAAAAGUUGGAACACAGAAACAAAAACUUGGUAGAACAGUUAGGAUUUUGCAAAGAACAGCACAGACAAGAGGUAAAACUUGUGGAGGAACAGCAAGACAAGUUGAAACGUGUUCAGGACGAUGAACAGCAGUUGCUGAAGAAAUUGUCUGACAUGGACUACGAAGUUAAUACUCUGCAAAGGAAAGUGAAGAAUCUGUCCGAAGAAAAAGACGUCUUGAAUUCCAAACUUAUAAACAAAGACAAGAAAAUAACACAGUGCAACGACGAAUUGCAUAUGAUGCAGCAAAACUCGGCGGCGAUAGACAGAAAAUUGAAUGAACGAGUGGAAGAAAUUAAACUUUUAAAAACUGAGGUUAGCAGAUUGAACAAAGCAAACGCUCUUAGAACAAAACAGUUAGAAAUUUUUCAAGCUACUCGUGAAGAACUGGCUGCUCUAGGUAAUAAGCUCUUUCAAGAGCAGCUGAAAAACAAGGCCAUGGAAGAAGAAAUACAGAAGACCAAAAAUCUGCACAGAUGGAGAAUUCUUGAAGGAAUAGAUCCUGACCGAGCCCAACUCAUUUCCAAAAACCAAAACCUCCAGAAGCUUUUGAUAAAGAAAACAGCUGAGUUGGAGCACAAAGUUGUGGAACUUCAAACGAAAGAACGAGAAGCACAGGAACUCCGCGAAUCUUCUCAAAAACGAUUCGAAGCAGGGGUGCAAGAGGAACUGCGGACUUGUCGACGGGAGCUACAAAAUAGAACUGAUCGGUUGAAGUGUCUGACUGGUAUCUUGUCAACUGUUUUAGAUGCAAUCGAAUACUGGAACGACGAGUUCAACAAAUGCAUUCGGUGGACGCCCAGAGAAGAGGAAGAAGACUACGUGAAAUUCAGAGAAGGACCAAUGCAAGUAAUUAAUGAAUUAGUUCUAAUUGUCUCUUUUCAUGGGUGA
Messenger RNA from Uloborus diversus, 2844 nucleotides. RefSeq names its product cilia- and flagella-associated protein 58-like. Bases 1 to 2844 code for a protein of 947 amino acids. The transcript has 7 exons. The record is from RefSeq and is a predicted model, not a curated record. Gene Ontology annotation, cellular component: cytoskeleton. Lineage: Eukaryota; Metazoa; Arthropoda; Arachnida; Araneae; Uloboridae.